Messenger RNA from Symbiodinium pilosum, 3053 nucleotides. NCBI's taxonomy places the organism in Eukaryota, Dinophyceae, Suessiales, Symbiodiniaceae. The record is from the annotation of a GenBank genome assembly.
GUGGUGGCGCGUACGUCCAUGGAUCCUUCGACCAGGGGCCCGGCAGCUCCGCGCACUUCCAGAACUGCCAGGGGUGGGAACAAGGUGGUGGCCUCGCUGUCAAGCAGAAUGUAUUCCAGGACUUGAACACUUCCCUCUGGGCAGAGAGCUGCUCCGCAAAGAAGUCUGGUGGCGGCGCGCACGUCGGGGGAGCAUUUCGCCAGAGUCCAGGCAGCUCUGCACGCUUCGAGAGCUGCACGGCCGGGGAGGAGGGUGGUGCCCUCAGCGUGGAGGCGAGUGUCUCCCAGAAUGAGAGCUCUCUUUUGGCGAACAGGUGCAAAACAGGGAACACCAGUGGCAGCGUGAACGUCCAGGGAGCCUUCCGCCAGUCCGGACGCGCUGCGAUGUUCCAGGACUCCGCUCUUGCCCUGCAUUGCCGGGAAGGAAGGCUGAACCUGUCCGGGUACCAUGAGGUCAAUGUCGAUUUCGUGAUGCAGGACAAAUGCACCAUUGCAGCAAACGGCGCGAAGUUGCAGCUCCGGGCCUCCCUCGCUUUCAACAACACUGUGAAUGUCGAUGGGGACCUUGAAGUUGUGGCCGCACCUCAAAGGCGCUCCAAUGAAGCAUGUAUCCAAGUCAACGGCAGCCUCUAUUUGAGCAAGGGCUCACGCCUGGGCAUCAAGGGGUGCCGCGGUGUGGGCUAUGGCGGCGGCCUCCGUGUUUCUGCUGACCUUCGCAUCGACGGAGGGGCCGUCGAGUUCAGGGACUGCAAAGCAGAAUCAGACUUUUGGAACAAAGGAGGAGGGGCCUAUGUCGGAGGCAGCGUCGACCUUGCAGCCGGGAAAUUCCGCGCAGAGAACUGUAGCAGCGAGGAUCAUGGAGGCGCCCUCUACUCCGGAGGCAGUGUCAACGUGACUGGGAGUUCCGUGUACUUCGUCGGCAUGAAUGCACGCGCCGCCGGAGGAGCCCUCUUUGCUGCGGACAGCAUCAGUGUGACCACAAGUACAAUCAACUUCUUCAAUACCUCGGCAGGUCGCGAGGGAGGUGCGCUGUCGGCAGAGAAUGUCAGCAUCUCUUCCAACAGCACACUGAACAUUACAGACUCAUCGGCUGCUUACCAGGGAGGCGGCGUGUCUUGCCAGCACAUGAACGUCUCGGACAGCUUUGUUCAUGUCCGCAGCGCGACUGCCGGAAAUCGAGGAGGCGGCAUCUCCACAAAAUCGCUGGUCGUGGUCACUGGGGAGGUAGGUGUGGAGCAUGCUUCUGCAAGCCUCGGAGGUGGCGUCUUUGCUUGGUACAGCCUUGAUGUCGGUGAUGGAGGCACACUUCAUCUAUCCCAGUGCAAUGCAUUCCAAGACGGGGGUGGUGCCUAUGUGGGAAAAGGACACGUUGGCUACGUGCAGGUGCAUGACUUAGUCGCUACGGACUGCAGUGCCUCCAAUGGUAGGGGCGGUGGGCUCUUCGUCGAACAAGGCACCGUGAAGCUGCACCGGGGCAACUUCACGGAUUGUUCGGCGGCUUCCAGUGAUGGGGGCGCUGUCUAUGCCAAUGGCAGCAUGAAGGCUUUCCACGUGGAGUUUAUCAGUUGCACCGCUAAGCACACCGGAGGAGCGGCUUACAUCGACUCCUUGGAGAUUGGGUCUGCCGUAUUCAAGAGCUGUGCCGCAACUCAAGGCAGAGCGGUCCGUGCUAAUGGCUUGGUGGAGAUAUCUGAUCUUGCCUACUUGGGUAAGGCGACGCAGCGUUCCUCUGGCGAUUUUAUCAAGAACGCGCAAGCAUCAUCCCUGAGGAUUCAUUCUAUCACUUGUCCACGUGGAUCUGGAGUAUUCGCUGAUAACACGAGCACAGGGUGCUAUGUCUGUGAUCCCGGACAAGUCCGCCUCAGUCAUGAUGUCAAUGAUAAGUGCGUGGCUUGCCCAGACGAGCCAGUCACAGGGUGUGCUGAAACGCGCAUGGAGCUACGCCCCGGCUACAUGGCGCUCGUUGACUUGACCAACUCGAGCAAUAUCAAGAACUGGUACAGAUGCCCAAAUGCGAGAGCAUGUCCAGGUGGCAUCGUGGAAGCUGCGAUCAACAAUCAGAGCGAGCUGCAGAUCGUAAAGCCCAUGUGCCGGGAAGGAUUCCACGGCCAGGGGUGCCGGCAGUGCAAGAAGACGCACGCAAGGGCUGACCGCAGUGUCCUCCAGUGCACCAAGUGCUCGACAUCCAAGCUUGAGGUGUUGCUGCAGAUGGCGUUCUACAGUGUGACGGAUGCAUCGCUCUUUGCCUGUGCGGCCUUGAGUGUGCUCAACGUAGAGUCCAAAACGACCCACAGCGGAGUGAUGCUAAAUCAGCUUAUGUCCUUCACAGCUGUCUCAGGCAGCAUCAUGUCUGCUAUGAUGCAGAGUCAAUCCUUUGGACAGCUGCAGAAUGACUCGCAGCAGUUGCUCCAAGGCUUUGGUCUGGCUGUAGAUGUGCUGCAGGGCCAGACCAGUACCUCUGACAUGUCUUUGGAAUGCCUGGCACACUACUUCGGCCUCGACAAGACGCUCUUCAAUGCUCAUUGCCUAUCGUCCAUCAUGCCCCUGGUCCUGAUUGUUUUGCUGGCUGUCAUCUACGACCCCUGGAUGGCAAUGGUAGUCGGCACCAACGUCUUCCUUCCAGGAUUCGUUGCCUUUUUUGGCAAGUACUUGGUGAUGCUCCGCCUCCGCCCAGAAACGGAUUCCAUCGAAGGAGCCGCCCGCUUCGAGUUCCUACCUGACUUCGAUUUCCUGCCCUCCUUCAUUCCGCGCAAGCCUUGCGAGAUCACCGCCGUGCUCUUCGCCAUAUUCGCAUGCGGAGUGGCAGGCGUCGGCGGCUGGCUGUUCACCGUUCUCGGACAUGGCGACAGAUCUCGUCUUCACGUGAAGUACUUGACCAGGCCGUACAAGGAAAGGUUGGCCUUCUGGGAGGUGGAACGGCUGGUUCGGAAGAUGCUGCUGCUCCUUGUGAAGUUUGCUCUACCCACAGUUCUCUCUCCUGCGCUUCAGAUGGAAGCCAUUGCGCUCAUCUUGGUUACGUCACUCGCUCUCUACGGGGUCUUCCGGCCCUACCAG